UCCGGAGUUUGUCUGGAGGAAACGUUUCUGUGGUUUAGUGAAAAUGUCUAAAGUCCAAAUGCUGAGAUGUUUUGUCAACCAGCGACUAACUGCGGCUGCUGAAGAGAUAUUUGAUCUGUUUGAAAGAACGAUAGCAGAGUACGAGGAGGAACGUUUUGCUUUAAAAGAGCAGAACGAGCGACAACGGAAACUCCUGGAUGCUGUUUUCAACCCUCAGCUGCGGUUACACAGAGCAGAUGUCCAGCAGCUGUUGGUGGUUCAAGAAGAGGUUCCCCCUGAGCAGCAGGAGUGGAGCUCCGGUCUGGACCAGGAGGACCCAGAGCCCCCACACAUUAAAGAAGAACAGGAGGACCCAGAGCCCCCACACACUAAAGAGGAACAGGAGGACCUAGAGCCCCCACACAUUAAAGAGGAACUCUGGACCAGUCAGGAGGGAGAGCAGCUUCAAGGUCUGGAGGAGGCAGAUGUCAAGUUCUCAUUCACUCCUGUGAAGAGUGAAGAUGAUGAAGAGGAAGCUCAGUCCUCACAGCUUCAUCACGGCCAAACUGAACAGAUGGAAACAGAUGCUGAUGGAGAGGACUGUGGAGGACCAGAAGCAGACAGGAAGUCAGGUCCAGAUAGACAACCAGAUACUGAUGACAAUGGAAACUCUUCUGUCACUGAUGGCAGUGAUAAUUGGAAGGAGACCAGAGAACCUCAGUCAGGUUUAAACUCUUUGAAACCUGAUGAAGUCCAUGUCAGUGAUUCAAGAUGUAGUGCUGGUGAGAAACUAUUUAUGUGCUCCGAGUGUGGGAAAACAACUGGCAAGAGUGGAAAUCUGAAGACACACAUGAGAACCCACACAGGAGAGAAACCUUUCAGCUGCUCAGUUUGUAAGGAAUCUUUUAAACAGGGUUCAACUUUAAAGAGACACAUGAGAAUUCACACAGGAGAGAAACCUUACAGCUGCUCCGUUUGUAAGGAAUCUUUUAAACAGGGUUCAACUUUAAAGAUACACAUGAGAAUCCACACAGGAGAGAAGCCUUUCAGCUGCUUAGUUUGUAAGGAAUCUUUUAAGCAGUGUUCACAUUUACAAACACACAUGAGAAUCCACACAGGAGAGAAAACUUUCAGCUGCUCAGUUUGCAAGAAAUCUUUUAAGCAGGGUUCACAUUUACAGAAACACAUGAGAACCCACACAGGAGAGAAACCUUUCAGCUGCUCAGUGUGUAAGAAAUCUUUUAACCAGCGGUCACCUUUAAAGAUACACAUGAGAAUCCACACAGGAGAGAAACCUUUCAGCUGCUCAGUGUGUGAUAAAAGAUUUCGGCACAAGUCAGCUCUGAAGUCACACAUAAUCACUCAUACAAGAGACAACCGGCUUUAGUGGUCCUGUUUGUAUACAAAAGGUAAAUCUGACACACCAAAUGGCACAUAACGCUGUCCUCACACACAAUUAGCCCCCGCUUGUGAUCAGUGACACAAUAAACCUUGAUUGCUCUGAGAGAUCCAUGCUUUGUUUAAGUUGACGCUCUGAAGGCAAAUCACUGUCAAAUCACUGCGAAACUCCCUCCCGCGCUCAUAUUAUAUACAACUACAUUAUAUCGCUUCU
Messenger RNA from Anarrhichthys ocellatus (wolf-eel), 1591 nucleotides. Its product is annotated as zinc finger protein 32-like. The coding region runs from base 44 to 1366 and encodes 440 amino acids. Gene Ontology annotation, biological process: regulation of transcription by RNA polymerase II. Lineage: Eukaryota; Metazoa; Chordata; Actinopteri; Perciformes; Anarhichadidae. Gene Ontology annotation, cellular component: chromatin; PcG protein complex; transcription regulator complex. Gene Ontology annotation, molecular function: DNA-binding transcription factor activity, RNA polymerase II-specific; RNA polymerase II cis-regulatory region sequence-specific DNA binding. The record is from RefSeq and is a predicted model, not a curated record. The transcript has 2 exons.